Messenger RNA from Diorhabda carinulata, 1524 nucleotides. RefSeq names its product leucine-rich repeat-containing G-protein coupled receptor 5-like. Gene Ontology annotation, molecular function: protein binding. Bases 113 to 1069 code for a protein of 318 amino acids. NCBI's taxonomy places the organism in Eukaryota, Metazoa, Arthropoda, Insecta, Coleoptera, Chrysomelidae. The record is from RefSeq and is a predicted model, not a curated record. The transcript has 4 exons.
AGAGACUGACUUGAAGGCAAUGAAAAUUUGUGAACAUAUAUAUAUAUAUAUAAACGCAUAUUCUCAAAAAUAUUACAUUACCAUAGUAGAUUUGAAAUUAAAUAGUUGAUUUAUGAAACAUUCGUUAACCAGGAUGUUCAAGUUACUAAUAUUAUGGUUUACAUAUGUAUAUUUAAUUAACGCUGAAGACAGAACUGGAUGUAGAGUCGAUGUGAAUGCAGAGAACCAUACAGAUAUUUACUGUUUCAAUAUAGCAUUGGAUAAAAAUGAAAUUCCUUUAGAUAAAACUGUACCUCCUAGUGAAUUUUUAACGCUUCAUUUGUUUAGAUCAUCCGGAAGUAUCGACGAGAAUUCACUAGCAAAUUUAAGAGAUCUAACGACUCUAUCAAUAGAUGGUUCGCAUUUGGAUAAAUUUAUUCUUCCUGAAUUGCCUAGAUUGACGUACGUGGAAAUUCAGAGUUCUACCAUUCCCCAUUUGAAAGGCGCUUUCAAGAACGUUAAUAAUUUAACAAGUCUUUCACUAGGUGAAAAUACCAUAGAUAUUGACGAAGAUGAUUUAGAAGGAUUAAAUAACUUGGAGAGAUUGAAAAUUUAUAAAGAAAAUUUAACUUUGGGUAUUUUAAAACAUUUGAAAAAUCUUAAAGGUUUGAGAAUAACUCAUUGUAAUAUUGAAGAAAUUCCUAGUGCAGCUUUCGAAAAUAAUCCGAAUCUGGUUACUGUACAUAUUGGAGAUACGCCGGUUGAAAAAAUUGGAGAAGGAGCUUUCGAUCCUUUGAAAAAAUUAGAAACAUUAUGGUUAACUACGACAAAACUGAAAUCUUUCGAUUCCGAUUUAACAAAAGAAUUGAAAAAUUUGAAAGAUUUGGGAAUACCUGCAAGAGCAUUAACUAAUUUAAACACGAAGAAAUUGAUAGACAACAGCCCGAACUUUUCCAAAUUUGAUUUUCUAUUUUAUGAUACUCAAUGUCCAGAAUUACACAAGCUGGAAGGUGACCUUUCGAAAAUUAAAAAGGGUGUAUCGAUAGGAUUUUUGAGUGACUGGCGACACCCACAAAAAACUUGUACUUAGAUAAUAACAAAAAUGAACUUUCUGAUGGAAUACAUCAUUUUAUAAUAUUAUAAUGUUAUAAUGAGAAUCUUAAUAAUUUUUUUUAGUAAUAUAUUUUAUUUAUUUAAAAAUUUCUCACUUUUUUAAGGGUUUGAUAUCUAUUUGAUCUUGCACUUGAAAGUUUUUCAAUUUGAUACCAAUUUUUUGAGAGAGAAAUGUGUUUCUAAUCUGUUGAUAUUAUAUUUUAUGUUCCUGAUGAAUUUUUCAAAUGUUUCUUCAUCCAUUCUUAACUAAUUUUGCUAUGUUUUCUCGGCGAAUUCUCUAGUUAAACUGUCCAUCAGGAUCCAAAAGCAACGCAGCAGCAGAUGUAAUUAUUGCCAUUGAUGCACAGAUCAAUUUUUUCUUGAUCACUUGACUUAGCUUUGUUAUUUUAUUUUUGAAAUGUCAACAAAAUAUUAAAUAAAGUUUGAGAUAAG